Molecule: messenger RNA, 2241 nt
Organism: Diplodia corticola
Lineage: Eukaryota; Fungi; Ascomycota; Dothideomycetes; Botryosphaeriales; Botryosphaeriaceae
Product: zn 2cys6 transcription factor
Exons: 4
Coding region: 1-2241 (746 amino acids)
Biological process (GO): positive regulation of transcription by RNA polymerase II
Cellular component (GO): nucleus
Molecular function (GO): DNA-binding transcription factor activity, RNA polymerase II-specific; zinc ion binding; transcription cis-regulatory region binding
Source: RefSeq, a predicted model, not a curated record
AUGCUUGCGACACCUUCGAGCAGCGGCAACCCCCCUUCCGAGCAUGCGCAGCAGCAGCCGAAGCGCAAGCCGCGCAAACCUCGCGGUCGCGGCCUGCGCACGACGACCGGCUGUGCCGUCUGCCGCCAACGCCAUAUGAAAUGCGACGAGGUCAAGCCGAUCUGUGGGCCCUGUUCCAAGGGAAACCGCCCUUGCGUCUACCACGCGCCCGCCAAGGUAACCUGCACACCAUCCCGUCCCCAACCCAGCCCAGGCCAGCCCAAUCCAGCCUCGCGCCUCUCGCGCCCUGUAGGGCUGAGUCCGCCGCGAGCACCACAGAGCCGCCUGCGCCCUGGCCACCCGGCUGCCCGGUCCGCUGCCUGGUUGCGCCUUCCCCAGCCCCAGUCCCGCCCUCCCCCAGUCCCGACGACCGCACCCAGCACGCAGCCUCCCCCCAGCGCCCCCUCCUCGCGCCCCGCCCCGCCCCCCGCGCAGCUCUCCUUCGAGCAGCCCGCCCUGCAUGUGCAGCAGCUGCAGCUGCAGCAUCCCCACGUGCCGCCACAGCCGCAGCAGGUCCAGCAGCCGGCGGCCCAGUUCCGGCUGCCCGCUCUCCAGCACGUCUCGCAGCAGCCGGGCGAGACGCCGCAGCAGCAGGCACCCAGUAGGAGCUCGCUCGCGGCGGCGGCACAGGUCCGGUGGGACCCGUCGGUUGGGACCCCAGUGUUGCGGGAAGCCGCCCGCGAGGGCCAUGCGCCGGGUGAGGGCCCAGUCACAGCACCCCAGCACAUCUCCCCGCCGCUGGCAUGGACGGGCCCCGAGGACCAAUUGAGUCCGCAGAGCACGCUGAGCUCAAAUGCCUACUCUGCUGAGAUCGCCCCUCUGCGCUGGUUCGGCCUUCUGGCCGAUGACGCAGACAAUCUUCACCCUGUAGGGUUCAGUGAGCAGCCGCUCGGUCAACGUUCCCACACGACAGACGAGUCAAGCUUCAGUAGUCUGCGCGCGGCCAGCUUCUCUACCCAGGGCUUUCACAGCCCCGCCGUGUCCGUGGGCACUCCCGUCACCAGCUUCCCGCCCCGCAUUGCUUCCACGCCCGGCUCGCAGCCCGAGGCGCCGGUCAGCUCUGCGGAGGUCCAGUGCUGGCAAGGCCCGGUAACCCUGCGCGACCAUGAGAUUCCCGUCUUCAAGCAUUUCGUCGGCAACCUCAGCUUUUGGCUGGACUUGUACGACCCGCUCAAGCACUUUUCCGGCCUCGUCCCGCAGCUGGCAAUGAAGAACGAGGGGUUGAUGAAGGCCAUUUUGGCGCUUUCGUCUCGCCAUCUCUCCAUCAGACCCGGCAUCAACGGCGAGACGAUGGACCGCACUGCCGCUGUGCAGUAUUAUUCCGAGACUCUGCAAUACAUCCAAGGCGCCAUGCGCUACGAGUCGUUCAACCGCAGCCUUGAGUUGCUCGCGACCGCGCUGAUUGUCUCCAAGUACGAGAUGAUCGAUGGUGCCGGGAGCGGUUGGGAGCGGCACCUCAAGGGUGUCUUUUGGAUUCAGCGGUCGCAAGAUAUCAACGGCCAGUCUGGCGGGCUCAAGCAGGCCGUGUGGUGGAGCUGGCUGCGGCAGGACGUGUGGGCUGCGUUCCGUGAGCGGCGGCGCUGCUUCAGCUUCUACAGGCCCACUCAGCCCUACCAGCUCCUGGAUCAGUACGACAUCGCCUCGCGAGCGGUAUACCUUCUCGCACAGGCUGUCAACUAUGCAUCUGAUGACGAGACCAAAAUGGGCGAGGUGAACUUACAGCUGAGGAUUGACCGGGCGGAUUCGCUGCUCAGUAUGCUAGAGGAAUGGCGCAUGAACUUGACCGUCCACUUCAACCCAUUGCCUUUGAACAGCGCGGAAAUUGAUAGCAGCAGUCCUUUCAAGCCCAUCUGGAUAAACCCACCUGGCUUUGCCGCCGCGAUCCAAAUGUAUCACUUCGCUCGCAUUCUCCUCAUCGUCCACCAGCCGGCUGCUGGAGGCUAUCGCGAGUAUCUGGCGCGCGAGAAGGAGCUGAACAGCGGCAUCGACACGAUCGUCGGCCUCGCCAUGAACAUCGACUACGAGCCGGCCGAAGUGGUGUCGACGCAGUGUCUCUUUGCCGCAGGGCUGUACGCCAACGAAAUGUUCAAGCGCGAGAAGAUUUGCGAGCUCAUCGAGAAGCAUCAACGAAGCACGGGAUGGCCGGUGCAAAGCCUUGCUGAGGAGCUACGAAAUGAGUGGGCCAGGACCAGACCUCCUUGA